Helobdella robusta is the source of this 432-nucleotide messenger RNA. RefSeq lists its product as hypothetical. The record is from RefSeq and is a predicted model, not a curated record. The transcript has a single exon. NCBI's taxonomy places the organism in Eukaryota, Metazoa, Annelida, Clitellata, Rhynchobdellida, Glossiphoniidae. Bases 1 to 432 code for a protein of 143 amino acids.
AUGAAGAUGAAAUUCACAGUUGGAAUUUGGAAUGUGAGGUCAAUGUGGCAAGCUGGAACAUAUGCGAUGCUGAAAAAAGAGCUUGAGAGAUUUAGAUAUGAUGUGGUUGGUUUGUGUGAAGUUAGAUGGACAGGAAGUGGAGAAUUGGAGAAAGGAAAACUGUUAUGGUCGGGCACAGAAACCGAGCAUAUUCAUGGAGUGGGAAUGAUUCUUGGAGUGAAAGCAAGAAGAGCAUUAAUUGAAUACAAUGUAGUAAAUGACAGGUUGAUGUAUGCCAGAUUCAAAGGAUAUGCAAGAGAUAUUUUUGUGAUAGUUGCUUAUGCUCCAACAACAAAUCAUUCGGAUGAUGAAGUUGAAACGUUCUACAAACAACUGGAACAAACAUUGAAAAUAUUAACAAAGAAAGAUGUCAAAAUUAUUGUUGGGGACUGA